GUUGAGUCAGUGAAGGAGUUCCUUGCUCCACCACUAGGUGGCAGGGAGUAACAAAAAUGAACAAAUGUGGAACCUUUUUCUUGGCAAUACCUCACAAAAAAAGGGGAUUUUCACAUAACCGAUACUUUCUAGGUGAGCUGUUACUUAUUGCCCUCAUACCUGAGCGACUCUAUUCAUGACUGCUAUCUAAUUAACACCAGAAAAUGCUCGAAAAGUGGAAUAUUUUGACUUGCACCUAUUUCAUGGGCGCAGCCAUCUUGGAUAGUUAAGCCAUUUCAGCCAAUCAGCUGUUGCCUCGUUCAGCACUUCGGUUGAUUGUGCACUUCCUGUGGUUUGCGAAGUACGUGGCGAAAAGAUGCGAUUUAUUUACUGAUCUUGUCCUGGUUUUAUCAUUAACUCCGAUCAGGGUCUUGUCAGCUUCAAAAUGUCAGUUACCAGAAGCUGGUCUCUACUGUUAGCUGUGCUAGUGGUGAAUUUCAUAGCUGUGUACUGUCAGGAGGCAGGGGUUCAACCAGAGCACUUGGAGGGACACCAGCAGACGCCAGAAUCAGGUGAGCUUAAACAAGAAUCGGUUGGGGAGACACAGCAUCAAAGUGGGGGCACAAGUGAUCAAGGUUUGCCUGUAGAUAACAGUCCUAAAGAUAACCGAGACUAUAAAGACAAUGUUGUUAAUGGGAAAGUUGAAGCAAUGGUUAUAAAAGAGUCUGGUGUGCAUCAGGGCCAGGAAGAGGUAGAACCAUCUUUACAUGAAGUGCCAAAAGAAAGAAAGUCUGAGGAGGUAGAAGAUGUGCUGCCUGAUGAAAUCACACCUGAAGAGUUGGCUCAUGAAAUGAGAGAAGAGCUGAAUGAACAAGUAAAAGGAUCGCAUACUGUCGAGGCACAUGUUGUUCCUGUUGAGGAGGUAUUACCAAAGAUGGUUGAGCCGCAUUCAACACCAGUAGAACAGAGUUUGAGCCGGGAAGGUGAUGACCAGACAAGAGAUGACGGUGUUAACUUGGCUCUUUCUCAAAACAUUGAUGUUGUUGAAGUAAAAGAAGACAUGUCUACCCUGUCUAAUGCAGGUCAGGAAAAGGGGGAUGUUAAAGAAAUUCCUAAUGAUGGUGUAACCCAGGAGGUGCCCAAAGGAAAAGCUGAUACCAAAUUACCAUCAGAAAAUAUGGGUGGGGAUGGAGUGCAAGUUGAGCCGUCAGUUGUUGAUGGGGCAAAAGAUGGUGAACCAAUCACUGUGGAUCCAGAUGGAAUGUCUUACGAACAUCACAUCGCUGAUCACCUUGAUACAACUGUUGAGGAACAAGUAGUCCAUGUGCGUGUGGUAGAUCAGUAUCCAGGUACACAAGAGCCUUCAGGGUCUACUGAUCCACCUCAAGAAGGAGGCGUCUCUUCAUCUGUGUCUGAGGAAGCUAGUCCAUUGGGGGACGAGUCUGAAGGUGGCACACAAGAAGAGAGCAGUACUGAGUCUUCAAAGAAACCAGCGUCUUCAGUACAGGUUGAGGAUGCUAUGAGACGGCCAGAAAGUGAAGUUAAUGUUGGUCAACAACAAACUGAUCAGGUUCCUGAAAGUCCCAGUGAUCCUGCUGAUGACAUUCUGUCCUCCCAGACACAGGUGAAUGAGGGUGGACAUGAAACGGUGCAGAAGGGAGGCAGUGGUGCUGAUAUGGCCCAAGUCGGAGAGGAUACUUCCCAGGGACCACUAGACACCAAUAACCAGGAUCAGCUUGACCGCAUGGACCACACCCUUGAACAGCCUCCACUUGAGAGUAUAGAGAUGGCACCAGUGAUGGAAGGAAUGGAGAACUUUGAGCAAGAAGGUAGAUGCUUCGGAGAAGUAGCCUUUGUUUUGUUUUGUUUCAAGUUCUGGUCUACUGUAGCUGACUUCAUGUUCUCUUGACACCACAUCAGGUAUUCAGGAACUAGGUGGAACAGGGAGGAUGAGGGGAGGGAAGCCUUGUAAAAAUUAUCGGGAAACUUUAGUACUAAAUAUGAUUAUAGAGAAUUAUCUAGGAUAAAUACUUUCAUAAAUCGAUAAACAGAGCAUGUUCUUUUUGGAAUUCAUGUCAUUUGCUUAGAUAAAAUGGUAUGUUUUUUUGUUCAAAUCUACAUGAUGCAAUCGGCCUUUAUUUGCACAUGCCCUUUGCCUGGUACUAGAAUUGGCCAGCAUUGUUUUCUUAGCAGUCGCAUUCUUUGCUGUUUAUCUUCUGCUUUUUCACUAGAGUUUAUCCUAAUAUACAUGUAUGUGUGUUCUAAUGUGAUAUCCUGAAGUGGUGUCCUGAGAAAGAUACUCCUCUUUCUAAUAUUCUAACCUUUUUUGUUUCCUGUUAAGUGAACUUAUUUAUUUUGCACAACUUAUUCUGACAAGCGUGCUUGACUCUCGUUUUUAGUGGCUUCUGUUUGCUUGAUAACUCUACAUGUACAUGUUUGCUUAUUUCAUAGAUUUAUUUCAAUUUAACCCUUUCAUAACUAACACCUAUGCAUGGAAAAUGAUCUACUGUUAAUCGUAAUGUAAAGCUUUUGAAUUAAUGAAUGGGUGAGAGUAUGCACAAUUGGUGGAACAGUUCAUUCCCAAAUGUACAGUGUACCGUGCAUUUGUAACUUGCCGUGGUGGAGUAAGAAUGGCUGGUUGAUGAUCAAACACUCAUCUUCUCUGUCAAGUACUUUAACCUCACUUUUCUUAUAAAUUCCAGACUUCUUGGGCUUGUUCUUGAUUACGAAUGGCAUGUCAUUUCUAUUUUUUCUUCUUUUCCCUUUGAAUGGCCAAUUACGUUACUUGUGGUGAUGAAUUUACUCUUUGUUUCGCGUCAUGUUUCUUUUUGAAUCAUUCAGCUUAAAUUUGUUAAUUCGUGCCGUUUGUUCAGUCAAGUGAAUUGUUGUUUGCAGUUGUUGAUUUCAGCAGACAUUGUCUGUUAAAAGGGCACCCUUUGGACUACAUGUGACAAAUGCUGUUCUUGAAGAGAGCUGCCCAUGUUGCAGAAAUCAAAUCAAACAUAAAGAUGUUGUCCUAUCAAAUGUAACAUUCCUUUGUAUGCAUGCGCUCUGACGGCAUUCAACAUAUUUGCAGUGUCUGUUGUCACAGUGCAUAACUUAUGGAUAGCUUCAGCUGUAUUGUUCAACAGCUGCUGUUAAUUGAUCUGUCCUUUGGCAUGUUGGAUCAAAACAAUCAUGGAUUUAUCCAACCGUUUUUGAAUGUCAGGGAUCCGAGCUGGAUUUAUCUCUGCCCUUCUAGAUAAGACUAACAUUCUAACAUGUAUAACAAUAACAUAUGUGUCGCUGCUUCAUGCUUUUCAGUCUUGAAAUUGAAUUUCUGCAUUUGUGCAUUUGUGCAAUUCGUUUUUUUUUCUGAUAUAAAAAACCUUUCAUUGAAUAACUUCAGGUAAAGAUCCCGUCUUUACAAAGGUACUGACC
This is a messenger RNA of Lineus longissimus, 3399 nucleotides long. RefSeq lists its product as uncharacterized. The record is from RefSeq and is a predicted model, not a curated record. Bases 425 to 1888 code for a protein of 487 amino acids. The transcript has 2 exons. Lineage: Eukaryota; Metazoa; Nemertea; Pilidiophora; Heteronemertea; Lineidae.